This is a messenger RNA of Diuraphis noxia (Russian wheat aphid), 3093 nucleotides long. RefSeq lists its product as uncharacterized. Lineage: Eukaryota; Metazoa; Arthropoda; Insecta; Hemiptera; Aphididae. The record is from RefSeq and is a predicted model, not a curated record.
AGGCACCGUUGGUCGCGUCUUCCGCACGCCACAACGUCCGUCGCGCCCAAACCGCAAACACCGCCGCURUCGAGCYGUUCGUCGCCAYCGUGUCGUCUCCGCGGACUUCGUUUUUGAUCUCGUGUGAUAAACACGCUGUACAUCUGCCUGUAUAAUAUUAUCAUAAUAAUAUCAAAACGAUAAAUUUGAAUCGCGUCCGUUUUUGAACAGAACGCAUUUCUCGCGAUCGGUCAUACGAUACUAUACGAACGCAUAAUACGGUGAAUAACAAUCAUUUUGCUGUCGAGUGCAGACACAUUGGCGUUUUCACUCGUCUAUUCAACAUAUUAAUCUUUCGCGGGAUUUUUUUCGUUUUCUCGUUUUUGCCGCAACAACCGYCACUCGAGUAUUUUUUUCGCMACCACUGCAGUCCACCCGAAAAUGGAUGGCACCGCUUUUCGCGCCGUCGUCCUGCUGAUGUUAGCGGUAUUCAAGACACACGAGGUUUCUACUCAAGAUUACGAUGUGUCUGAAAUACAGUGUUCGUUUUCGACGGAUUCGCUGAGGGUGGGUAAAGCACUCUUGGGUGUCAAAGACGUGAUAUCCGCCCGGCUAAAGAAGCCCGACGGGUUCAAGGGGCACCCACUGUUCGCCGACGAUCGCUCCGUCGAUCCGUUGAUCGAUCCGGUCUGYCAGAUACGACCCGACUUAUCGGAUGUGUCCUUGCUGACAUACAACCUGUUGGUCACCGACUUCACGCGGUGUGGCGUGCUCAGRCGAAACGGCUUCGUGCACGUCCGAGUGUGGUUUCCGCAGUUCCCCGGCGUCGUCAUGAUGUCCGACCAAGAGCUGAUCAUAAUGUGCAAACCACCAGAACCAACGGUGAUCGAGAACAAAGCCGCCGGAUUCGCCGGAAGUUUCCCACACGGUGCACGAGUGUCUGGAGUCGUGGAAGAGACGCCUGGGAGACUCGAGUACGAGGUAGCAUUAUACAAGGAAGCGCCGGCUCGAUUGACGAACUUGAGCCAUAACAGYGAACUGCCAGUCGACCAGGCCGUGCCCAUCGGUACCAAACUUCAGCUUCGGGCCAGGAUCAACCCACAUUCAGCUUGGAAGUUUGUCAAGUUGAUGGAAGUGUCUGUGUCUCCAGAUCCUGAYAACGCUCAUGUAUCUGGUAGUGUCGCUCUUGUAAAAGAUGGAUGCCGGAACCGAGAUUUCGCGACAAUCAUCCCGCACCAGCCGGCCAAGUACAGGGAAAGGCACAACGAAGUGUUUUUGGACUUUGAGGCAUUCCUGUUGAGCACCAUGAAAGAGCGAUCGACGUUAUGGAUUCACUCGCAGAUUAAAGCGUGUAUGGACGCCAACGAUUGCCAGCCGGAAUACUGUCUGGACUUGUUCGAGCCAUCCGGACACGGGCGCAGGCGCAGGAGGCAUGUGCCUGGCACCGGGAAUGGGACCGCGUUACAGCAGCAGCAGACGUCAGCUGUCGAUGACCGAAACGCGACUAACUUCGCCAAGUUUAAGGAGAACAUCGAGUAUACAGUCAUCAUGCCCGAGGACAWCUACCACGGUGCUGCAACCGCGUCCGAAAACAACUGCGGGACGUUCCUGGCCCUGUCUGGGGUCCUGGGAUGUCUCCUGUUCGUCGCCGCCAUGAUCCUGUGCUACCUGACGUCCCGGCUGCAGGCGGCCAUCGGGUCCAAGUACAGGACGGCGCAACAGGACGUGUUCGGCAGCGGUAGGCUCCACACCGGCACCGGUCAGCCGUCUAAGUUUCCUGUGUCGUUUUCAUCCGGUUCGUCGGCGUACUCGGGACGGCUKCACUGACGUCCUCCGUCCGGCCAGAUAGAUUCGAUUAUUAUUAUUWUUUUUUCAAAUCUUUGUAAAUAGUUGUUUUUCCUCACCAUUAUAUGAUGGAACUUCUUACACAUGUUAUAGGCGCUUGAUUCACGAUUCAAUUCGUACACGAUCGCUUUAAAUUUAUUAUUAUUAUUUUUUUUUACUGCWGGAAUUCGACUAUUUUAGUGGUACGACAUGGUUACAGGACGAUUUCAACAGCAAACAUUCACACAUUUUCUAGGUAGGAAAGUAYAUAGAUUUGUGUUUUUCUGAAAAAGAGAAUCAAAUAAUGUUUACGAUUUGCUAUGAUGGUGGACUAUCAAUAUUAUUUUUUCAUUGAAAAUCUAUAUUUUAAAUUUUAUAUAAAAAUAUCGAAAAAUGAUAAUAUUAAAUAAUAAGCUUUUAGAUGUGAGAUGCAUGUCGAAUUUCGUUGUUAUCUUUAAGACUUGAGAGUACCACGUAAAAACCGUUUUGUUGAGGGAAAUAAAAYGAAAAUUAAUAGAGAUAAUGAGUGUUUGUUGAUGAAAUCACSCUGUUUGCAUAUGUUACGUAUGCAUAUAAGUCAUAAUUCGGUMCUACAGGAAAUCGUCGGUCGAGGGCUUCAAAAACGUAUACGACCUUGACCCGCUCUACUGAAGAUUUUUCAACUCUUCAAUAUCAUAAACGCACCAUCAGCUCAUCAGCAUCUUCCCACCUAAAUCCAAUCAUCGUGAUGAAGUCACCCCGACGGUGGUUCGAAACCGUCAAUAUUAUUUUGUUGGUCCUUACGCAUAGUUACCUAGGAUUGACUAUGAUUUUUUUCUACUCUCUUACAAGACACCUUGGUGAUACAUUAUACACCCUCAUUUAACGUCCACACAUAAUAUUAUAUCGAAUAAAACGCAAUACGUUCCAAAUUAUAUAAAAACAACUACGACGAGUUGAAUUGAAUCGUGAUUUAAACGAUACUAUUGCGUGCACGUUGGCCGRCCGACCGCACAGUAUGAUAAUAUAAUAAUUAGAUAAAAUAGAUUUUAAUACAACAUAGACAUAGGACAGAGAUGUUGUUGAAGCCGCUGUUCAGCGUUAUGUUUAGUCUUGGUCAAAAAAAUAUGAUUUGAUUAAUAAAUAAAAAUCAAUUGUAAUGUUAUUAUUAUAACAAUUAUUGUAAUGCCCAAUGACGACAUAUUAUAAUAUUAUAUAUUAUUCAAGUUAUCGUCUGAACGCAUAUCAUCACUCCUCUAUUAUUCUUAUAAUUACACGUAAGUGCAUCUUAAAAAUUAUUACAUUUAUUAA